UCUCAGCAAAGACAACCCGAUUUCAAAGACUACCUUAGAGUACCAGAUAAAUAUAUGCCAGAAAGACCACCAGAUAGAUAUAGCGUAAAUUCUAAAAAAUUUAUUCAUUGUGAUCUUAUAAACCCAACUCCUUCAUCUAGCCAAAUUAUAGAAUCUUUAGCUAAUGAUCUUUAUAAAAAAGU
Molecule: messenger RNA, 182 nt
Organism: Racocetra persica
Lineage: Eukaryota; Fungi; Glomeromycota; Glomeromycetes; Diversisporales; Gigasporaceae
Source: the annotation of a GenBank genome assembly